AUGGCACAGGGCAGGCACCUCGGAGGUCGGUCCUUGGCGGACAAGGUCCUGAUGCGGAAAGUGGGCAUCCAGCUCCUGGUCUGUGCCUGUGUCUACAUGGCAGCUGCUCUCCCAGAGGGAGGAGGACGAGGAGGAGGAGAAGGAAGAGGAGGGGACAGCCCUUUACAGGAAUGUCAGCUGCCAGUCCUACAACCUGACCACAGCCUGUCAGUCACUGUCCCAGAGCUGGAGCUUGGUACUGUCACUUGCCUCAAUAACAACAUCCUCCGGAUCGACUGUUACUGGUCAGCCCCAGGCUUGAGCGUGGGUGGCGAUGCCUGGCUCCUUCUCAUCAGUGAGCAUGCUGCAGGCAGCAAACACAAAUGCAUCUUUCGGGCUGGCAACUGCUCUGUGGAGCUACCACCUCAGGAGGUCCUCGUGCCCUCGGACAGUUUCACCAUUAUGUUGCACCGCUGUGUUGCUGGGCAGGAGCAGGUCAGCUUGGUAGACCCUCAGUAUCUGCCCCGAAGACAUGUCAAGCUGGAUCCUCCCUUGGACUUGCAGAGCAACGUCAGCUCUGACUACUGCAUCCUGACCUGGAGUGUGAGCGCUGCUCUGGAGCCCAUGACCUGGCUCUUUGCCUAUCAGCUGGCCUUCAAGAGGGAGCAGCAGGCCUGGGAGCAGGCCCACCACAAGGACCACAUUGUUGGAGUGACCCGGCUUGUCCUGGAAGCCGUGGAGUUGGACCCUGAUUCUGCAUAUGAGGCCAGGCUGCGUGUGCAGAUGGUGCAAGAGGACGACAUGGAUGAGGAGGAACGUUAUGAGGGCCCGUGGAGUGAGUGGAGCCCGUCCGUGCGAUUCCUGGCUCCCCAGAGACAAGGUUCCCGGAGCCCACCCUGGGAGAGGCCAGAUGGUGCCCUCAUUGCUGUGUCUAUCUUCCUCCUGAUGACCAGCCUGACCUACUUCCUGUUCAAGCUGUCACCCAGGGUGAAGAGAACCUUCCACCAGGAUGUGCCCUCUCCCGCUGCCUUCUUCCAGCCCCUGUACACGGUGCACCAUGGGAACUUCCAGACCUGGACGGGGACUCAGCGAGUGGGUCAGGCGGCCGAACCAGGAGGCUCAGCCAGCAACCACGAGGUGGUGGCGCCAUUGACCUGCACCCCAGGGGAGAGGCUAGGAGGUGUGAACGAGGUGGAUCUCUUUGGGCACUUGGGAACAGUGAGGAACCCCUUCUACACCUCCUUAUCCUUGCCCUUCCCUGACCUUGUGAAGCUGAGAGCUGUGUUCAAGAAGACCCAGGUCCAGCAGAAGGCCAGGGGCACAUGGUCCCUGGCACCAGAAGCGCUAUUG
Molecule: messenger RNA, 1329 nt
Organism: Elephantulus edwardii (Cape elephant shrew)
Lineage: Eukaryota; Metazoa; Chordata; Mammalia; Macroscelidea; Macroscelididae
Product: interleukin-9 receptor-like
Exons: 10
Biological process (GO): immunoglobulin mediated immune response; cytokine-mediated signaling pathway
Cellular component (GO): membrane; external side of plasma membrane
Molecular function (GO): interleukin-9 receptor activity; interleukin-9 binding
Source: RefSeq, a predicted model, not a curated record